AUGAAGGAUCCCUUUGUUACCGACUCCUAUAUUGAUUCGCCUACACGGGACAGUUUAAAGCAUAUUGACGGGUGUUACAGUAAAAAUUUAUUUAAAAACAAAUCCUUCAUGAAUUCUCGUCGUGCCUUACAAUCUGGUGCAGAUAAAAUCUCAAGAACAUUCAAGAAUAUGAGGAAUACUUUUGGGGACUUGUCUCAGCAUUUCAGGCUCGGUGGAAGAAGGAGGCACCGAUUAGCUGAAGCAACCUCACCAUGCAGAACACCAUGUACUCCUGUUACAAAGAAAAAACAGAUCCUAGGCCGCAGUCCCACCAAAUUAUACAGUCCAUUUGGUAUUGAAACACCAAGGAGUAGGGACUUUCGGAUGUCUCCGUAUAUGCCUAAUACGCCAGAACAUGAGAUUUCACCGAAACGGCGCAAGGGAAUCGCUCAUUGGCACCUUUUAGGAAAGAAACCGAGAGCUCUUUUUCAGUAA
Messenger RNA from Pieris macdunnoughi, 474 nucleotides. The record is from the annotation of a GenBank genome assembly. NCBI's taxonomy places the organism in Eukaryota, Metazoa, Arthropoda, Insecta, Lepidoptera, Pieridae.